This is a messenger RNA of Gigantopelta aegis, 1011 nucleotides long. RefSeq names its product putative nuclease HARBI1. The record is from RefSeq and is a predicted model, not a curated record. The coding region runs from base 1 to 1011 and encodes 336 amino acids. Lineage: Eukaryota; Metazoa; Mollusca; Gastropoda; Neomphalida; Peltospiridae. The transcript is spliced from 4 exons.
AUGACUUUUAAUGACCAGCUGCUUACUCCAAAAGCUAAAACUUAUCAUGAUAUUAGAAAAAGUGGACUUAGCCCUCGAUUACUACCUCGUAAGCCGCACUUAACAGUGGCGAUUGACGCGUUACGGGUGCUCGAAAUAGCUCAGGAAGAGGUCGAAGAGCAUAGGAAUAAUGUCCAAAGACGAGCAUUGCGAGUUUUUAAAGACUGGUGUAAUCCAUUAGAAGAAUUGAAUGACGUCAAGUUCGUGAGACGAUAUAGAAUUUCCAAGGAGUCUUUUCGAUCUAUGUUAGAUGAUGUUAAAUUUGACCUUGAACACACUACAAAAAGGAGUCGUGCACUUCUCCCUUUGCAUCAACUUUCCAUUGCUCUUCGUUUUUACGCCUGUGGAUCUUUUCAAAUUGUUGUAGGUGAUACUUGCGGUGUGUCACAGGCGACAUGCUGUCAGGUAGUCCAUCGAGUGACAGCAGCUAUAUGCGAAAAGAAAGACAAUUUCAUACAUUUUCCAAAAAUCCCAAUGGAAAGACACGAUGUGAUGCGGGGAUUCUAUGAUAUUUCACAACUUCCUGGUAUUAUUGGCGCAAUUGAUGGCUCCCAUGUCCUAGUUGUGAACCCUGGCGGAGUGACUGCACAAUGCUUUAUGAACAGAAAAGGAUAUUACAGCCUUAACUGUCAGUUGGUCUGUAACCACCUUCUGCUCUUCACCAAUAUGGUAUGUAGAUGGUACGGGUCAGUUCACGAUUCCAGAAUAUUUGAGGAGUCUCGUUUGUGUAGACAAUUUCGAAGAGGGGAGUUUAAGGGAAUUUUGCUAGGGGAUCCGUUGGACCACAACAUGGCUAUCACUGUUGCAACAGUGUGUUUGCACAAUUUGGCGAAGCGAAGGAAUGAUCCUCUCCCAGAUGAAGAGGACGACGGACCUGGGGAAGAAAUAGAACAACCACAAGAAAUGAACAGAGUGGAAGCAGACGAUUCAGCGAGCAGCACUUUCACUGCUGAUAUCUACAUUUCCUAUUGA